AUGACAAAACAAGUUCUUCCACUGAUAGAGAAAAUUCCUCAAUCGAUCCUCGGAUUCCUAGAAUUUUCUCCAUCUUAUUGGGCUUCUUCGUUGUCGAAGACAACGCAAGCUCACGCUCGUAUACUCAAAUCCGGAGCCCAGAACGAUGGCUAUAUCUCCGCCAAACUCAUUGUUUCCUACUCGAACUACAGCUGCUUCGACGACGCUAAUCUCAUCUUGCAAUCGAUUCCGGAUCCCACUGUGUACUCUUUCUCUUCCCUUAUAUACGCGUUAACUAAAGCCAAGCUUUACUCGCAAUCGCUUGGCGUGUUUUCUCGGAUGUUCUCUCAUGGGCUGAUUCCAGAUACCCAUGUUCUUCCGAAUUUGUUCAAAGUAUGCGCUGAAUUAUCGGCUUUUAAAGCAGGCAAACAGAUUCACUGUAUAUCGUGUGCCUCGGGGUUGGAUGGUGAUGCUAUCGUUGAGGGAUCUUUGUUUCAUAUGUACAUGAGGUGCGGUGUGAUGGUGGAUGCACGCAAAGUGUUCGAUAGAAUGUCUGAGAAAGAUGUUGUGACUUGCAGUGCUUUGCUCUGUGGCUAUGCAAGAAAGGGUUGCCUAGAAGAGGUGGUUAGUAUCCUCUCUGAGAUGGAAAGAUCGGGUAUUGAACCUAAUACCGUGUCUUGGAAUGGUAUUCUUAGUGGGUUUAAUCGUAGCGGGUAUCACAAGGAAGCAGUGAUGAUGUUCCAAAAGAUGCAUCAUCUAGGCUUUUUCCCUGAUGAGGUUGCAGUUUCAAGUGUUCUUCCUUCUGUCGGAGACUCGGAGAAACUGAAUUUUGGGAGGCAGAUUCAUGGAUAUGUGAUUAAACAGGUUUGA
Molecule: messenger RNA, 849 nt
Organism: Thlaspi arvense
Lineage: Eukaryota; Viridiplantae; Streptophyta; Magnoliopsida; Brassicales; Brassicaceae
Source: the annotation of a GenBank genome assembly